UUCGUGCUUGGCGUGGCGGUGACGUGUUGCUCAGUAACCAGUAGAAAAUUAUUUUCUGUUUGAAACAGGACUUUCUCUCGUGAGUUUAUUCACGUCACAAGUGUUCCAGUCAACAGUUAAUUCGCAUUAGUGCCAAGAAGUGUGUUUGUGUUGUAAAGUAAAACUAUAACAUAAAUUAUGUCCAAAUCGCAAAACAAAGGUUUUACCAAGGAAGAAGAACUAUUGCUUCAAGAUUUCAGCAGAAAUGUGUCCACCAAAUCAUCUGCCUUAUUUUAUGGUAAUGCCCUAAUUGUCUCCACUGUUCCAAUAUGGUUAUUCUGGAGGAUACAUAUGAUUGAUAUUUAUUCAUCUCUAAUACUAUUUGCUGUUGUGACUGCUGUUUCUACAUACCUUUUGGCUAUGGCAUACCGAAAUACCAAAUUUACAUUGAAACACAAAAUUGCAGUUAAGAGAGAAGAGGCUGUUACCAGAGAUUUGACAAAAAAGUUGGCUGAUGACAAGAAAAUGAGUAAGAAGGAAAAAGACGAGAGAAUUCUGUGGAAGAAAAAUGAAGUUGCUGACUUUGAGGCUACAACGUUUUCAAUAUUUUACAACAAUGCUUUAUUUUUAGCAGUUGUUAUUCUAUCUAGUUUUUAUUUGCUUCAGUCUUUCACUCCAGCCGUAAAUUAUACCUUAUCCAUUGGAACCACUGCUGGACUUCUUGCUCUCCUGUCAACAGGUUCUCAGUAAAUUACUUAGUAUUUUUUUAAGCAUUUGUUUUCUAUUUAUUAUUGUAGUAAUCAUUAAUUUUCUAAAUAUAAAUUUGGUUAUAUAAUACAUAAUAAAAACAUUUAUUUCUCCAAUUC
Molecule: messenger RNA, 845 nt
Organism: Leptinotarsa decemlineata (Colorado potato beetle)
Lineage: Eukaryota; Metazoa; Arthropoda; Insecta; Coleoptera; Chrysomelidae
Product: translocon-associated protein subunit gamma
Biological process (GO): SRP-dependent cotranslational protein targeting to membrane
Cellular component (GO): membrane; endoplasmic reticulum
Source: RefSeq, a predicted model, not a curated record